Messenger RNA from Cyphellophora attinorum, 1542 nucleotides. Its product is annotated as Oligouridylate-binding protein 1C. The transcript is spliced from 3 exons. The record is from RefSeq and is a predicted model, not a curated record. Gene Ontology annotation, molecular function: RNA binding. NCBI's taxonomy places the organism in Eukaryota, Fungi, Ascomycota, Eurotiomycetes, Chaetothyriales, Cyphellophoraceae. Bases 1 to 1542 code for a protein of 513 amino acids.
AUGGCUGAAACUGUUGCGUCUACUUCCCUCCCACCUCCGCCAACUGCGGCUGGUGCGCCGGGCUACGAGAAUCCGCCGACGAGCACUGCGGCUGCGCCUACCUCGACCAUGGCACCACCUCCGACCCUGGCGCCAAUGGUCAUUCCGCAGAACACGAAUCCUAUCCCACAAGCCAUGGACCCUAUGAGCGCACUGUCUCCAGGUGGUCAAAUUCGUCGCAUGGCUCCUGAGCCUAACAAGCGAGCCCUGUACGUCGGCGGGCUGGAUGCUAGAGUCACCGAAGAAGUUCUAAAGCAAAUCUUUGAGACCACGGGUCAUGUCACAAAUGUUAAGAUCAUACCUGACAAGAACUACGCUGCAAAAGGCGCUAACUACGGCUUCGUCGAGUAUGACGAUCCUGCUGCAGCUGAGCGUGCUAUGAGUACCCUGAACGGCCGUCGUGUCCACCAGCAAGAGAUCAAGGUCAACUGGGCGUACCAAGCGAACACCUCCAACAAGGAAGACACCACAAAUCACUUCCAUAUCUUCGUGGGCGACCUUAGCAACGAAGUCAACGAUGAGGUGCUCCAGCAAGCCUUCUCUUCGUUUGGCUCUGUCUCCGAGGCCCGUGUUAUGUGGGACAUGAAAACCGGUCGGACUCGUGGUUAUGGCUUUGUUGCCUUCCGCGACCGUGCCGAGGCUGAGAGUGCCCUAGCCAAGAUGGACGGCGAGUGGUUGGGUAGUCGGGCGAUACGCUGCAAUUGGGCGAACCAAAAAGGGCAGCCUAGCAUGAAUUCACAGCAAUCGAUGUUGGCCAUGGGUCUGACUCCCACAACACCGUUUGGGCAUCACCACUUUCCUACGCAGGGUGUGCAGUCCUACGACAUGGUCGUUAAUCAGACUCCAUCCUGGCAAACUACCUGCUACGUCGGGAAUCUUACCCCGUAUACGACCCAAACAGACCUUGUCCCUCUGUUCCAGAACUUCGGCUACGUCACGGAGACACGUUUCCAGUCCGAUCGCGGAUUUGCCUUCAUCAAGAUGGACACGCACGAAAACGCUGCAAUGGCCAUCUGUCAACUUUCAGGCUACAAUGUGAAUGGACGUCCACUAAAAUGUUCUUGGGGCAAAGAUCGUCCUCCCACAGGCCAAUUCGAUUCGCCUAACAGUGCUAUCCCAUCCGCCAGUACUCCUUCAACUUACAACCCGACUUCUCCCUUUGGUUUCCCGCAGUAUGGUGCGCCCACGCCAAUGAGUGCUUAUCCGCUUAGUCCGCAAGGACCAUCCCCAUCCGCCCGUUGGGCCGACCAGAUGGCUUCUCCUUAUGCUACCACCCCGCAAGCCCAAUUCCCGAAUAUCCCUCCGCAGUCCGCUGGCGCUUAUGGUCGUGGCCAAGCUCCCUCGCAUGCGCAAUUCCCACCACCAGCCAUACACCCGCAGGCACAUCCCGGCCAGCACCAUCAUCAAGGCCCGCAGCACCAUCAUCAGCUACAAGGACAUUUCGGUGGAGGCGCGAACGGCUAUGGCGCUCCAGGCUACGUUCAGCAUCAUCAGCAGCACUAG